AUGGAUGACUUGCAAAAAUAUUACGACAUGUUAAAUUCAAUAAAAAAUGGAGAUACGCAGAAAGUAAAAGACAUAAUAGACGAAUUUGGUUUAUCAUUCUCUCCAUUGUGGGAUGAUGGGUAUCGACUACUUACUACUGCCAUUGAAAAAGAUAAAGUAGAAAUAGUGUCAUAUUUAUUGGGGAAAAAUGCAAAAGUUCACAGCGAUCGUGAUUUCCUGUCACCUCUUCAGAUAGCCGCCAUGAAAAACAACACGAAAAUUUUUAAAAUGCUUCUAGAACACGGCGCUAAGAUAAGUAAUGACAAUAUUCAUAAUAAUAAAUCACCAAUUGAGUUGGCAGUUGAGCACAACAAUAUUAAGAUCGCAAGACUUAUCGUUAAGCAUAAAAAUUUUGGAAAAAAAUAUGAUCAGUCAUUAUUGCAUAUGGCUGUCAAGAAAAACUACUUCGCAAUGGUCUUAUUAUUAUUAGACAAUGGUGCGGAUGUCAAUGAAUAUGAUGACGACAGAUUAGCUCCAAUCCAUCACGCAAUAAUAGAAAACAACAAUGAUAUUUUGGAAUCACUGAUAGAUUAUGGAGCAGAUAUUAAUGCUAGAAAUAAAUAUGGAGAGACUCCAGUUUCGUUGUAUCUAUCGCAUUCGUAUAGAGGAAUGUAUAUGAGUUCGGAUAGUUUUGGAAUGGAUGUACCUGACAAACCAAAGAAGAAAAGUACAUUGGAUAUUCUCCUAGAUAAUGAUGCAGACAUAAAUGAUCUUGAUAUCCGUGAAUAUCUUUCACGCAAUACUGACAAUAAUUUUGUGGUUAUUUCUCCUGAUGGUCGUGUUGACCGUGGUAAUUUGAAAGACAAAAAACGCAUUAUUAAACAGAUUUCGGAAGGUGGGCAAGCGCCACCGAGGAAACUCAAUACAUCCGAAGGUAACUUUAUUUUUUAUGGGCCAAAAACAUAA
Molecule: messenger RNA, 945 nt
Organism: Microplitis mediator
Lineage: Eukaryota; Metazoa; Arthropoda; Insecta; Hymenoptera; Braconidae
Product: putative ankyrin repeat protein RF_0381
Exons: 2
Coding region: 1-945 (314 amino acids)
Molecular function (GO): protein binding
Source: RefSeq, a predicted model, not a curated record